CCUAUUUAUAGUAGUAUUUGUAAAUCUAACUAUUUAUAUGUAUAUAUAAUAUCAUCAUUCAUUGUUUUAUUCAUAUUUAUUUUUUGACUCUUGCAACCUAUACCUAACUAAGUUAUUACUUGCAGAUACAGAUAGCAUAGUAAUUUACUAGUAAAUUGUAGGUACCUAAUUAGCCAUUACCUACUUAUGGAUGACGGAUGUAUAAUUUAUGUAUUCAUAUAGCUAGUAUAUAUCUUACACAAAAUUGAAUGGUUGAAAUGAUUGUACAUUUUCUUUUUUUUCUCUUGGACUUAAAAGCUUACAAUUGCUUAAAUAUCAGAAAUAUACCUUAUGUUUUAAUGUUUUACUAAAUUCAAGUUAGAUUGGGUAUUAAGUUAACAGGAAAUAUGAAUAACCAAUUGAUUAUUGAUAAUUUUCAAAUUGAAUUACUUAAGUAGGUACCUACCAAUUAGAUCACCUAACCCUUAUAAUUUUGUAUUUAUAAGUUGAAUGCAUGUUUUGUAAUUUCGCAGUGGGUCGUAGGAUAUUUUACAAAAGAAAAUAAAUAUUCGGUGAUUCCAUUCACUUGGAUUUUAAACUGCGGUAAUGUUAACUUAUCUAAGUGGCCAAUAUCUGGCAUAGUAAACACAAUGAUUACCGAAGCAAGUGAUCCAGAGCUAGAUUGGCCAACAUUCCCAGUGAAAAUAGUUUCACAAAUUUUCAACAAAUUUGAAGAUGCUAAAUUAAAAGAAAAAGAAUUAUUCUUGUCUGCGUCAGAAUCUGAAAGCCCAGGAAAAAAAAAGAAGAAGAAAAAGGCUUAUCCUGCACAAACCGUAGAAGAUAGUGACAGUGCUUGUAGUAGUACACAUACAACUCCAAUAAAAGUGUUAAAAUCAAACCACACAGUGGACUUACAACAAAGUGGAUCUUCAAACUAUAUUGAACUGCAAAACAACCAAUUUUCCAAUCAGUUAUUGCCCAUCAACUUUAUUUCUUCAUCUAUGGACACUUUUCAGUAUGAUACUGAAUGUUAUACCGUCGAAAAAGAAUUGCCUGUGACUUUGAAUGAAUUUAACAUUCCAAGUGUGGAUCAUUCCAUGUCAAACAUACAAACAGAAAAUCAAGAAGAGUCAAUUAAUAAGUAUGAUGACAAUAUGAUGCAAAAUGUGUUUAAAAAUGUAAUUUCUAUACUUGCAUAUGUAAAACGGUUGGACAGCAAAAUAGAUUCAUUUAUUCAAACUAAUCCAAAUAUAAAAACAAAUCUAACUGCAAAUAAUGUCUUUGAAAAAAUAUUUCCAUUUAAAAACGUAGAAGCUGUGGAGGACAUGGAAAAUAAAUUAAAUCUGGAUGAAAACACUGCUGUUCAAUUGAAAAAUUUCCUGCUACAAAUCGGGGGCACAGGUCUUAAAAAUUUUAUUAAAAGGGUGUUGGAAAGAUUAUUUACUAAUCAACUAUCCACAAAAUAUUCAUGGACAGGUUUUAAAGAUAACAACGCGCUAAAAAAUUUGAAAAUUAUGAAAAUCAUGAAAGAUGUUGCCAUUAGUACUUUUUCUGAGACUGAAGCUAAUUUUGAAGCACAUACUAAAGAUUGGUUCCGUCAUGGCUCUCAAAGAUAUACCAGAGAACAACAAAAAUAAUCUUCAUAAGCAUUACAUUUUUAAGUAUUUAUUACAUUAAAAGGUAUUAAUUUUAUUUUAUUUAUUUUUUUAAAAAAGG
Molecule: messenger RNA, 1695 nt
Organism: Acyrthosiphon pisum (pea aphid)
Lineage: Eukaryota; Metazoa; Arthropoda; Insecta; Hemiptera; Aphididae
Exons: 7
Coding region: 630-1616 (328 amino acids)
Source: RefSeq, a predicted model, not a curated record